AUGGAUCACACAUCACUGCUCAUUCUUGCAACAGCCCUCUUCAUAGUUUCCAUCUCUACACCCUGCACUUCCUCCCACGACCCGUGCCCCUUCUCCAAACCCGGCCCGGACCUAUCCGUCAUCCACAUUUACGGCAAAUGCUCCCCCUUCGACCCGCCCAAGCCCGACUCCUCGUGGGCCACCACUGUCCUCAACAUGGCCACUAAAAACGACCCGGAACGGGUCUCGUACCUGUCCAGCCUGGCGGCCCAGAACAAGCCAAUAUCCGCCCCAAUUGCCCCGGGCCAGGUCGUAAAUGUCGGCAAUUACGUAGUCCGGGCUCGGGUCGGCACCCCUGGCCAGCUCAUGUUCAUGGUCCUCGACACGAGCAACGAUGCCGCGUGGGUCCCGUGCGCCGGCUGCACCGGCUGCUCCCCAACUGCUUUCGCCCCAAACACAUCCUCCACGUACGGGCCGGUCGACUGCUCCGUGCCCGAGUGCACCCAAGUCAGCGGGCUCUCAUGCCCGGCCGACGGGCCCGGCCCGUGCCUCUUCAACAGGACCUACGGUGGGGACUCCUCGUUUUCCGCCAUGCUGGCGCACGACACCUUGUCCCUUGGCAAUGACGUAAUCCCCAGCUACACGUUCGGGUGCGUGAGCUCGGUUUCGGGCGGGUCGGUCCCACCCCAGGGGCUGUUGGGCCUGGGUCGGGGGUCCCUGUCGCUGCUCACCCAGUCCGGGGCCCGUUACUCGGGGAUUUUUUCAUACUGCUUGCCCAGCUUCAAGUCUUAUUAUUUCUCGGGCUCGCUGAGGCUCGGCCCAUUGGGCCAGCCCAAGAGCAUCAAGACCACCCCGCUUCUGAAAAACCCACACCGCCCCUCGUUGUACUAUGUCAACCUCACGGGCGUUAGCGUGGGCCGGGUGAACGUGCCUGUAGACCCCACGCUCCUGGCUUUCGACCCGAACACAGGGGCGGGCACCAUCAUGGAUUCGGGCACGGUGAUAACCCGGUUUGUCCAGCCCGUUUACGCUUCGAUCAGAGAUGAGUUCAGGAAGCAAGUGAAGGGCCCGUUUAGUUCGUUGGGGGCUUUCGACACUUGCUUUGCCGCCACCAAUGAGGAGUUGGCGCCGGCAAUCACGUUUCAUUUCACCGGACUGGAUCUGAAGUUGCCGACCGAGAACAGCUUGAUACACAGCAGCUCGGGCUCAUUGGCUUGUUUGGCCAUGGCUGCUGCACCAAAUAAUGUGAAUUCGGUGCUCAAUGUGAUUGCGAAUUUGCAGCAGCAGAAUCUGAGGAUCGUGUUUGAUACCGUCAACUCUCGUUUGGGCAUCGCUCGGGAACUUUGUAAUUAG
Messenger RNA from Striga hermonthica, 1332 nucleotides. NCBI's taxonomy places the organism in Eukaryota, Viridiplantae, Streptophyta, Magnoliopsida, Lamiales, Orobanchaceae. The record is from the annotation of a GenBank genome assembly.